Pseudoliparis swirei is the source of this 1029-nucleotide messenger RNA. It is a transcript of the gene batf, whose product is annotated as basic leucine zipper transcription factor, ATF-like. Gene Ontology annotation, molecular function: RNA polymerase II cis-regulatory region sequence-specific DNA binding; DNA-binding transcription factor activity, RNA polymerase II-specific. The record is from RefSeq and is a predicted model, not a curated record. Gene Ontology annotation, biological process: regulation of transcription by RNA polymerase II. Gene Ontology annotation, cellular component: nucleus. The transcript has 3 exons. NCBI's taxonomy places the organism in Eukaryota, Metazoa, Chordata, Actinopteri, Perciformes, Liparidae. Bases 20 to 403 code for a protein of 127 amino acids.
UCCGUCGCCGCGGUUGGCUAUGGCUCAGGGCUCUGACAGCAAUGACACAAGUUACAAGUCCCCAUCACCUGGAAGCAGGCCGUGCUCCUCGGACGAUGCGAAGAAGGUGAUGCGGAGAGAGAAGAACCGGAUCGCGGCUCAGAAGAGCAGGAUGAGGCAAACUCAGAAAGCUGACAACCUGCACUUGGAGAGUGAGAACCUGGAGAAGGAGAACGCCGCCCUGAGGAAGGAGGUGAAGCAGCUGACGGAGGAGGCCAAGUAUCUGUCCUCCGUGCUGAGCAGCCACGAGCCUCAGUGCACCGGCCUGCAGGCUCCUCCGACCCCCGACCUCCUCCUCCACCCUCCCCACCACAGCAGCUACCACCACCACCAGCACAUCACCGUGCCACACUACCAGCACUGACCCCGCCGACCACCGAGGGCGCGCUGCGAACCGACGACUGACCUCAGUGGAGAGAAAGACGGACUGUGAAUGUGUCUGUGUGCGUUGAUCAUUGUUCUAAAACAUGAACAUUACAUAAGCAGCCAGCACGUCUGGAACUCAAUGACAGCACCGAGCCCAUGCUGUCGCAAGCUGUGUUCAAAACUAUUUAUUGUUGUGUUCAUCUCUUUGCUUUCACCUGAUUAAUAUCAGGGAUCUGUGUGUGAACUUAAAAUGGCUCAACGAGUUAUGAACCAGUCCAUGUUUACAUUGGGAGAAACAGAACAACCUACGGUGUGUUCAGGGGACUCAGGCGGUACAGUUUAAAAAAAAAAUGUUUAGUGUCAUCUCGUCAUGUUCCUACUUUCUCGUGUUUUAUGAAUGCGUUUCAAUGUGUAAGUGUAGAUCGAUAAUGCUCAGGAGAUUUUUUUUGACAGAUUUGAUUGUGGACAAAGAGAAUGUAAAGUCGAGAUCCUAAAGAAAUCCUUAAAAGAUCCACGUGUGUCCAGUGAGGAACGGGCAUUCAACGGGGUCUCCACUUGUGUACUGGUGACAACGCUGAUGUGGGACGACAUAUAUUUAUUAAAUGUGAAGCCUUUUUGGUGAUA